Molecule: messenger RNA, 7241 nt
Organism: Pungitius pungitius (ninespine stickleback)
Lineage: Eukaryota; Metazoa; Chordata; Actinopteri; Perciformes; Gasterosteidae
Gene: adgrb1a
Product: adhesion G protein-coupled receptor B1a
Exons: 32
Coding region: 573-5387 (1604 amino acids)
Biological process (GO): engulfment of apoptotic cell; adenylate cyclase-activating G protein-coupled receptor signaling pathway; cell surface receptor signaling pathway
Cellular component (GO): postsynaptic density; dendrite; plasma membrane
Molecular function (GO): G protein-coupled receptor activity
Source: RefSeq, a predicted model, not a curated record
GCGCGGACACACAGAGCCGCGAGCUGGGGACGGCGGUUCCCGAGACGCGCGCGACCACCUUCCAUUCGCUGCUCCGUGGAACCUUCGCGUUCACCUAGACCGUGUCUCCUGAACACAACAUCUGGAGAAGAACUUUUUUCUUUGAGGACGAUUCUUAGAAUCUCUGGAGUAACAAACAGAGAAAUCAGUUCAAAGAAAAAACGGAGUUUCCACUCGCAAUUAGAAGAGAAGCGCAGGACGUGUCGUUUUGGAACAACGGGAGAAAAUCCGUGUCGGUGAUCACGUUGGAGCUUUUGGAACCACUUUACGCACUGGGAUCAUACGGACCUCGUCGUUUCCCUUGGUACAGAUGAAGGCGUUGUGUGGCUCGCUGGAAGCUGCUUUGACCCCUCACAGGAUGCUCCAGAGGGACUGGUAACUCACCAAGGUGCUCGUGAAUCUCUGGGUCGACUGAUGCAGCCACGGGCCCAUCGUUGGAUCUUUAAAAGCAACCCCGGAUCUUCACCUCUUUUUCCUCUGCCCCACACUGCUGGAAGACGAGUCCUCUGAAGCCAGAAACCAACUACCGACCUAUGAAACCUUCUCCUUCCCUUCGUCCACGCACCAUGACAAGCCUUGUAGUUUGGAAUCCUGGCCAAUCCCGGUGGUCCCUCCCAGUGCUGCUCUUGUACUUUUGCCCUCUGCUCCUGAUGCAGGGCUGUUGCCAUGCAGCCCCCUCGGGCCCAGAGUCUGACUCCUGCUCCACGUUAGUCCAGAGCCGCUUUUUUGGCUACUUCCUGUCAUCAUCGGUGUUCCCCAGCAUGCCUUGCUCCUGGACCCUGCAGAACCCUGAUCCGCGGCGCUACACUGUCUUCAUUAAGAUCACAAAACCCACAGAGUUCUGCGUGCCGUCCCAGCUCCGCAUCUUUCAGUAUGAGUCCUUCCUUGAGACCACGCGUACCUACCUGGGCAUGGAGAGCUUCGACGAGGUAGUGAGACUGUGCGACUCCUCUGCCCCGGUUGCCUUCCUCGAGGCAGGGAAGCAGUUCCUCCAAAUGAGGAAGGGACCACCUCGGGUGGGUACGGCCAUCCUGGAUGGCAAUAGGGAUUUCAAAACUGAGUACCUGGUGGUGGGAAAGCGCAACCCCAGCAUGGCGGCCUGUCAGAUGCUGUGCCAGUGGCUGGAGGACUGUCUGACCUCCAGCACUUCCAACCGGCCCUGUGGGAUCAUGCAGACUCCAUGUUUGUGCUGGGAGCCCCCGCCUCAGCUCAGCCAGGGAGAUAGCUGUUAUCACAAUGGAGUUUACCUCGAAAACUGUUUACCCAGCGCGAAGGAGGGUGGAAAAAACGUUGAGAUUAAUGGGGGCUGGAGUGUGUGGGGUCAGUGGGCAGAGUGCAGCAGCCAGUGCGGAGGUGGGAUUCAAACCCGCACCCGGACAUGCCAGUCGCCUGCGGAGGAGUCAUACCAGUGUGAGGGGGUGUUGGAGGAGGGUCGGCCCUGCAACUCCCAGCCCUGCAACACCGGCAAAGGUCGCCAUCUCUCCCGCAGCCAAUCGCUUCGCUCAGUGGACAGCCGCAAGCGUGACGACGUAGACAAGCCCCGCAGUGGACAGCAGAGCCCUCAGACAGUAGACUCAGCUUCAGGUGAGGAGUGGUCAGCGUGGAGUGUGUGUUCUGCCACGUGUGGGGAGGGCUGGCAGAGUCGCACUCGUUUCUGUGUGUCCUUCUCCUACAGCACCCAGUGUAGUGGGCCACUGCGCGAGCAGAGACCUUGCAACAACUCUGCCGUUUGUCCAGUGCACGGCGCUUGGGACGAGUGGUCGCCAUGGAGUUUGUGUUCUUCGACUUGUGGCCGAGGUUUCAGGGCCCGAACAAGAACCUGUGCUCCCCCACAGUUUGGGGGAGAUCCCUGCGAUGGCCCAGCGCAACAGACCAAAUUCUGCAACAUAGCUGUGUGUCCAGUGGAUGGAGUAUGGAAUGAGUGGUCCAGCUGGAGCUCCUGCUCCGCCUCCUGCUCCAACGGGACCACGCAGAGGACCAGAGAGUGUAACGGCCCCUCGUACGGAGGCUCCGAGUGCAGGGGAGAAUGGCUGGAGACGGUUGACUGCUUCCUGGGGGAGUGUCCCGUGGAGGGCAAGUGGCAGCCGUGGUCCCUGUGGUCUGGCUGCUCUAAAACCUGCGGAGGGGGGAGCCAGCAGAGGAACAGGAUUUGUUAUGGGCCCUUUUUUGGAGGCCAGGCCUGUCCCGGAGAGCGAGACGAGGUCCGCAGCUGUAAUGAAAAGAGAUGCCCAGAACCUCAUGAAAUAUGCAGCGAGGACAACUUCUCCAAUGUGGUGUGGAAGAUGACUCCAGCGGGCGACACAGCGGCCGUGCGCUGUCCUCCCAACGCCGUGGGGCUCAUUCUGCGCCGCUGCACCCUGGAUGAAGAGGGCCUUGCCUACUGGGAGAAUCCCACCUACAUGAAGUGCGUCUCCAACGACUAUCGGAGUAUACAAACUUCGACCCGGGAGCACCUGUCCAAAGCCCAGCGGGGCCUCGUGGGAGAUGGCGUCUCAGACGUGAUGAACAAGCUGAAGGUGACGUCCAGCGACGGGACCAGCUACAGCGGGGACCUCCUGGCCAUUGUGGACGUGCUGAAGAACAUGACGGAGAUCUUCAGGAGGGCCUACUACAGUCCCAGCAGUGCAGACAUGAGGAACUUUGUGCAGUCAGUCAGCAAUCUGUUGAUGGAGGAGAACAGGGAGAGAUGGGAGGAAGCACAACUGCUGGGGCCGAACAUCAAAGAGCUGUUCCGUCUGUUGGAGGACUUUGUGGAUGUCAUUGGCCUGAGGAUGAAAGACUUUCAGGACAUGUAUGAAGUCACCGAUAACCUAGUUUUGAGCGUGCACAAGCGUCCGGUGGUGGGGCACGCAGACAUCAGCUUCCCCAUGAAGGGCUGGAGGGGCAUGGUGGACUGGGCCCGCAGCUCGGAGGACAGAGUCACCAUCCCCAAGAACAUCCUGGCAACUGGCAAGCCAGACGCAGAUGAGUCCUCGACGUUUGUGACCGGCAUCGUCCUGUUCAGGAACCUGGGCAGCAUUCUGACUCUUCAGAGGAACAGCACGGUCCUCAACUCCAAGGUCCUCUCAGUGACCAUCAAGCCCAGCCCGGCUUCCCUCUCUGCUCCGGUUGUAGUGGAGUUUUCUCACCUGUACAACGGCACCACUAACCAGACCUGCUUAUCCUGGGAUGAGAGAGACGGCUCCUCUCUGCUGGGAUCCUGGUCUGCCAGGGGCUGCAAAGCCGUGCUCGUCGACUCAUUUCGAACCAAAUGCGUGUGUGACAGACUGUCCACCUUCGCCAUCUUAGCACGGCUCAACCCAGAGAUGAACAUGGAUAAGACACAGCUGCCAUCCGUGACGCUGAUCGUGGGCUGCGGAGUGUCGUCGCUUACCUUGUUGCUGCUCAUCAUCAUCUACGUGUCUGUCUGGAGAUACAUUCGGUCUGAGCGCUCGGUCAUCCUCAUUAACUUCUGCCUUUCCAUCAUCUCCUCUAAUGCUCUUAUUCUCAUCGGACAGACUCAGACACGCAAUAAGGUCCUGUGCACCCUGAUCGCCGCGUUCCUCCAUUUCUUCUUCCUGUCCUCGUUCUGCUGGGUCCUGACGGAGGCCUGGCAGUCGUACAUGGCCGUGACGGGUCGCCUCAGGAACCGCAUCAUACGCAAGCGCUUCCUGUGCCUCGGCUGGGGUCUCCCUGCACUGGUGGUGGCCGUCUCAGUGGGAUUCACCAAGGCGAAGGGAUACGGAACACCGAGCUACUGCUGGCUGUCUCUGGAAGGAGGUCUUCUCUAUGCAUUUGUUGGACCCGCUGCAGCUGUUGUCCUGGUUAACAUGGUUAUUGGGAUUCUCGUUUUUAACAAACUGGUGUCCAAAGACGGCAUUACAGAUAUGAAACUAAAGGAGAGGGCGGGUCAGAUGACAGUGCCACUGUACAAUAUGACGCUCAAAUGUGCCAAGUGCGGAGUUAUCUCUUCGGCCGACGUUUCCACCACAGCUACCAGUAACGCCAUGGCGUCACUGUGGAGCUCCUGUGUGGUUUUGCCCCUACUGGCUCUCACCUGGAUGUCAGCCGUCCUGGCCAUCACGGACCGGCGCUCUGCACUUUUCCAGAUCCUCUUUGCGGUCUUUGAUUCUCUGGAGGGCUUCGUCAUUGUCAUGGUGCACUGCAUCCUGCGCAGAGAGGUCCAGGAGGCGGUGAAGUGCCGCGUGGUGGAUCGCCAGGAGGACGCCAAUGGAGAUUCAGGAGGAUCUUUCCAGAAUGGCCACGCUCAGCUCAUGACUGACUUUGAGAAAGAUGUGGACAUAGCCUGCAGAUCAGGAACUAUGAAGCGCUCCUCUCUCCAGGGAGAGGAGAAGGCCUCCUCCGGGACCCUCACCCUUCAGAAGGGUUCCAACUUUAACACCAUGCCGGCCAGCAUGGCAAAGGUUCACCUCCAGAAUGUGUCAGACUACACCAGCCACACUCUGACUCUGCGCCGGGACAAAGGCCCUGCCAAGGGAAUCAGUACAGAGCUGCCGGGCGCCAAAUCCAUCUACAUUUGCGAUGGCGAGCUCUUCAAGCAGCUGGAUGGAGAGCUUCCCCGAGGAAACGGCGAGGGCAGCAGCUCCGAGGGCACUGGCAAAUGCCCGGGCUACGUCAUCCUACCGACCAACAGCACAGGCACCCUGAAGCCGGCCAAGGGCAAAGAGGAGCCGACGGCCAAGUACAACAUCGGCAUUGAGCAGCUGCCUCAGACCAGGCUCAUUCACCUGGCCAACCCUGCCAACGGAGAGCCCGUGCCCGGCUUCGGCCUCAAGAGCCUCCCUGCCGAACAGAUCAGUGUGUCGUGCUCUGACAGAGACUCGCCUGCUCACAAUCCGCACAACAUGCCCAGAGACUCGCAGGGAGCCAACAGCAUGUGUGACGGGGCGGAUGCCGCUAACUCCGGGGUGAUGUCCAAGAGUGAGACCGUCUCCACGCUGUCCAUGAGCUCACUGGAGAGACGAAAAUCACGCUAUGCAGAGCUUGACUUUGAGAAGAUUAUGCACACCCGGAAACGCCACCAGGACAUGUUUCAGGACCUGAACAGGAAGAUUCACAGUGCAGACAAGGAUAGAGAAUCUCCACCUGUUGACGCCAAAGCUGCCAAAAGAUGGAGUGUGUCCUCUGCCAGCAGCGACAAGACCAACAUGAGUGACAAGCAGCAGACCCCCAGUAAGAGAGCGUGGGAGGGCAUCAGGAAGACCCAUUCCCCCCCUUCCUGGGUGAGGAAGGACCUAGAGACAGUGGCGGCGUCCCCUCUGGAGCUGCAGACAGUGGAGUGGGAGAAGACUAGUGCCACCAUUCCUCUGGUGGGCCAGGAGAUCAUGGACCUUCAGACGGAGGUGUGACCAAGAUCCCAACAACACACCCCCAACUCAGACGAACAAGCUGACACACCACACACUGCCCUGCUCUGGAUAUCCCACUGCGACAACAUGAGGGGGGAGACACCUCAAUUCAACCAAGUCUAGAGAGACGGAUAUUGUCUUUCUAUGGUGUUUCAUUUGAUGUUUAGACGGUGUGUCUGUCUACUAAAUACUGGUCAUCUUCUUGUGUGCUCUCAGACACCCAGUGGCUCAGAUCACCAUGGUAGCAGAUUCAGCUACUAUAUGUGCAUCAUAUAGCCAUGUAUUUAGCAGCCGGGCAUAGGUAAUAAUGCAACGUUUACCCCUGUAUUAAAUGAAAAACAGUGUAAUAACCAUGAUUAUGUCUCUUUUUUCCCCACUGUUGAGAGUAUCGUGUUGUCACUUUUCCGCUCUCCCUUUCUCAUGAUGGACGCUGUUUUGUACGGCUUGAGAUGCCUGUGGACUUAUUUUUUCUCUCCAACAUCCAUCUUAAAAGGGAAAAGGAAGGGACAGGGCUGACUGCCAAGCAUACACUCAUAUGGCGCUCAUUGCAGUAGCCACCACCCCUUCAACUCACCCCAAUUCUUCUGGCUCCAUUGCCUGAUCCCCGAGUCCCCGGCGGGGCCCCGCAGUGACAAGAGGGGUGUGUGGGGGGUAAGACUUUUUUUUUUUCCCUGAGCCAAAAUGGCAAUUUCCUUGUGAUUGACUGACACCUGCACAGACGCCAGAGACCGGCCGGCGGGCUUUGUGCUGCACGGGGCCCUUAACCUCAACACCUCCAACAGGGGGACACCAUGUGCACGGCGUCCAUAUAUCCACAAGGAUACAUGCUGUUUGAGUGGGAACCGUGGAGAACCAUGUAUAAGCAGGGACAGUAAAUGCAAAGUAUAUAGUCAAGAAAAAGAUGAAAUGAAAAUGAAUAAAUACAUAAAGAAAUAUGGUAUAGUUAAUGUAUGAUUGAGAGCAGAGAGUUCAUUGGAGGGAUGGUGGUUACACACAGAAAGCACAAGGCUCAUUUGGAGUCCUGAUGUACAGCAUUGUAAAUAUUUCAGAGAUCUACAGAAUGGAUUUUAGCCUAUAAAUAUCUUUCUUACUGUGCUUGACGAUAGUUGUUAUCAUUAUUAUAAAUAUGAACAUGAUUAUUCUGAUACGAUCCUCCCAUUCCCUCCUUGUACUUUCAGGGUAAAGGACUAAACAAGUGUUCUGUAUCACAAUGUAACAGUGUGUGUUUUGAUAUAACCGCCAGUCACCUCCUCAAAUCUGUAUUUGUUGAAACCCUGAACUAUGUGUCACUGAUCUGCUCCCCACCCGCCACACGCAGAUUCCCCUCCCACUCCCCCCCUUCUCCACUUUUUAAUUUACUGGGGUCUCCUCUUUGUUAAUGUACAGUUUUCAGAGCACAAAAUGAAUGUGUCUUAUUUCUAAUAAAAGCAUAUCUAUAUAAUAUAAUAAGACAAGUCCUUUUGUUUACGCUCACCUAAUGACAAAACCUGCGAUUUAACAUCAUACAGGCGGCAUUAUUUAAAAGCAGCAACUCCCUCAGUUAUUUAACUAAUAAAGCAGCACGUACAAGAAGUAGGCCAACAAAAGCUUUCAUUAGCCCCAAUAGGAUACCAGUCUCUUUAAAUAAUUUUAUUUUCAGUUUAUAUCGGCUGACCACUAUGUUACGCUCAAAGACAGUAGAACAUAAAUGCCAGCUCUACACACACUUGGACAUCAAAACAAGAACAAAGAAAAUUCAGUAAAAAGAAAGAAAACAGCAACAAAAAACAAAUAUAAUCCUCAUCCAUGAAAAACCUGAACAUGAAAUAUUUAAUGAAUAUUGUAAACCAGCUCUCCAGGAAACCCUUGGAACCC